Rhineura floridana is the source of this 1125-nucleotide messenger RNA. Its product is annotated as G-protein coupled receptor 12-like. NCBI's taxonomy places the organism in Eukaryota, Metazoa, Chordata, Lepidosauria, Squamata, Rhineuridae. The record is from RefSeq and is a predicted model, not a curated record. The transcript has a single exon. The coding region runs from base 1 to 1125 and encodes 374 amino acids. Gene Ontology annotation, biological process: G protein-coupled receptor signaling pathway. Gene Ontology annotation, cellular component: membrane. Gene Ontology annotation, molecular function: G protein-coupled receptor activity.
AUGCUCCGCGACCCCGCGGCGGCGGCCAUGGAAGCGCAGUUGCUGCAGCAGCAGCGUCAGCAGCAGCAGCUCCUGGUGCUCCUCAACGCCUCCUCGCGGCCCUUCGCUAGCAUCUGGCCGCCGUCGGACGCCUCUGCCGCCGCAGGAAGCCCCUCGGAUCUGUCCCCCGCCGCAGGAGGGGGCGAGGAGGCGGCAGGCAGCGGCGGCGACGGGGGCGCGGCGCGGGAGGCGGCCGCCACGGCGGUCAACCCUUGGGACAUCGCGCUGUGCGCCACCGGCACGGCGGUGGCCUGCGAGAACGCGCUGGUGCUGGCCGUCCUCUUCUACACGCCCAGCCUGAGGGCGCCUAUGUUUCUGCUCAUUGGCAGCCUAGCGCUGGCCGACCUGCUGGCCGGGCUGGGGCUGGUGGCCAACUUCAGCGUGCAGUACCUGCUGCAGCCGCCGAACGAGGCGGCGUCGCUGAGCGUGGCCGGCCUGCUGCUGGCUGCUUUCUCUGCCUCGGCGUGCAGCCUGCUAGCCAUCACCGUCGACCGCUACCUGUCGCUGUACAACGCCCUGACGUACCACUCGGAGCGCACGCUGGCCUUCACCGCCGCCCUGCUGGCGGCCGUCUGGCUCCUCUGCCUGGGCGCCGGGCUCCUGCCGCUGCUGGGCUGGAACUGCCUGCGCGAGCCCAGCGCCUGCAGCGUCCUCCGGCCCGUCACCAAGGAGCACGCCGCCGUCCUGGCAGUCGCCUUCCUGCUCCUCUUCGCUCUCAUGCUGCAGCUCUACCUGCAGAUCUGCAAGAUCGCCUUUCGGCACGCCCAGCAGAUCGCCGUCCAGCACCAGUUCAUCGCCCCAGCCCAGGCCGCCUCCACCCGCAAGGGCCUCUCCACUCUCUCGCUCAUCUUGGGCACCUUCGCCCUCUGCUGGAUGCCCUUCGCCGUCUACUCCCUGGUAGCCGACGCCAGCUACCCGCCCGUCUACACCUACUCCUUGGCCCUGCCGGCCGCCUGCAACUCCCUCCUCAACCCCGUCAUUUAUGCCUUCAGGAACCCAGACAUCCAGAAGUCCCUCUGGCUGGCCUGCUGCGGGUGCGUCUCGUCGGGCUUUUCCUCGCGGCCCAGGACAUCCAGCGAGGUAUGA